Messenger RNA from Centropristis striata (black sea bass), 4344 nucleotides. It is a transcript of the gene rbl2, whose product is annotated as retinoblastoma-like 2 (p130). Gene Ontology annotation, molecular function: RNA polymerase II transcription regulatory region sequence-specific DNA binding. The record is from RefSeq and is a predicted model, not a curated record. Bases 171 to 3395 code for a protein of 1074 amino acids. The transcript has 22 exons. Gene Ontology annotation, cellular component: transcription regulator complex; nucleus; chromatin. Lineage: Eukaryota; Metazoa; Chordata; Actinopteri; Perciformes; Serranidae. Gene Ontology annotation, biological process: negative regulation of G1/S transition of mitotic cell cycle; regulation of transcription by RNA polymerase II; cell differentiation.
UUAAAUGGCCACACUGUACACAGCCGUGUACCGUACAGCACCGUAAUAACGCUGUUACGGUGAUAUUGCGGUAAACAGCUCCACAAACACAGCCUGUGGUAGUUGUCGGCGUUCCUCUCUUUAAUCUUAACGGACAUUUUAACUGUUAAAUUAGUUCUAGAAGGUAAAAAAUGAGCGAGGAGGAUGAGUUUGUGCAGAAAGCCCGAGCAGGGUUUGAGGAUCUGUGUCGGGCUCUGAACAUGGACGAAGAGGCGAGCAGCGAGGCGUGGAAGACCUACCAAAACAUCAGCAGGAACUUCACUCUAGAGGGCAGUGAGCUGCACUGGCUGGCGUGUGCUCUGUACGUAGCCUGCAGGUCGUCUGUGCCGACGGUGGGAAAAGGCACCGCUGAGGGGAACUACGUCUCCCUGACCAGAAUCCUGCGCUGCUCAGAGAUGAGCCUGAUUGAGUUCUUCAAUAAGAUGAAAAAGUGGCAGGACAUGUCCAACCUGCCGCAGGACUUCCGUCAGAGCACCCACAAGCUGGAGAGAAACUUCACCGUGUCGGCCGUCAUCUUUAAGAAGUACGUUCCCAUCUUCAAAGCCAUCUUCAAGGCGCCAUUGGAGGAGCCGCCGCGAGUUCACCGCAGCCGCAAACAGAGACGCCAUCCCUGCACUGUGACCGAGGUCUUUAACUUUUGCUGGGUGUUAUUUGUCCAUGCUAAAGGGAACUUCCCCAUGAUUAGCGACGACCUGGUGAACUCGUACCACCUGCUGCUGUGCGCCCUCGACCUCGUCUUCACGAACGCUUUGCUGUGUAACGCCAGGAAGGACCUGCUCAACCCCAGCUUCAGAGGUCUCCCGGAGGACUUUGGCAGUAAAGACUACCGGCCCUCUUCAGGUCCGUACUGCUUCAUGGAGCAGCUGUGUGAGCUCCAUGACGGUCUGGUGCUGGAGGCGAAAGGAGUCAAAGAACACUUCUGGAAACCUUUCAUCAAGAAACUUUUCCACAAGAGGAUCAUCAGAGGGAAAGAGGACAGUCUGACUGGAUUUCUGGAUCCCAUGAACUUCGGAGACAGUUUUCUGUCUCUGACUCGGGUGUACGAGGAACACGUUCUGGCCACCGGCAGUCUGGAUGAGAGGAUCUUCACCAACGAGGGGGCGAGCGAGGACAUUGGCACCCCGGGGCCCUGCCUGUCUGAGGGCGCUGAGAACCAGGACAGCGCCACUUACAGGCUUCACACUAGCCUCACUGCCUCAGCUCUGAAGGUGUCCACCCCUCUGACGGGGAGGAAGUACGUUCAGGAGAACAGCCUGGCGUCUCCGGUCUCCUCCGCCAUGAAGAGCGUGGGCCGUCUGCACACGCUGCUGUCAGGAACCAAACAGGGACCGAGCGCCAAGCUGACAGAAACUCUCAGGAACUGCGCCAGAGACCCCAGUGAUGUCAUCAAACAGCGACUGAAGGACAUGUUCGAGCUGCUCUGUCAGCAUUAUGAGGGCAGCGGUGCAGAGAGCAGAGGGAUGGGCAAAGACAUGGCGGUGAAGUAUUUCCACCUGGCGGAGGCGCUCUACUUCAGGAUCCUGGAGUCCAUCACAGAGAGAGAGAAGAUGAUUCUGGGAGACGCCGACCUCUCAUGUAUUCUGGAGCAGGACGUCUUCCAUCGCUCACUGCUCACCUGUUGUCUGGAGAUCGUCGUCUUCUCCUACAGACCUCCAGGAGAUUUCCCCAACCUGAUCUCCAUAUUCCAGCUGCCUGCCUAUCAGUUUUACAAGGUGAUUGAGGUGUUGGUGCGCUCGGAGCAGGGGCUGUUUCGGGAGGUAGUGAAGCACCUCAACCAGGUGGAAGAGCAGGUUCUGGAGAGUUUGGCCUGGACGAGCGACUCCCCUCUGUGGGAGAGCCUCCGCGGGGCCAAAGACCAGGUCCCUGCCUGCCAACAGGUGAUGCCUCCUCAGUAUCUGGAACAGAGCGAAGAGAGCACCCCGGCCAACCACGGACCUGAACUCAACCAACUCACCAACAGCUCCAUCAAAGGCGUGUCCCCGUCUCCCACCACGCUGCUGGACCGCUACAGCUCUCCUCCCACCGGCCAGGCUCGCCGCCGCCUCUUCAUCGACCCGGUGGACGGCGAGGCUCGAGUCACCUCCACCAGCACCGCCAGCACAGUGGCACCUACCGCAGCAACCAAGACGGGACAGGCCAACCUAGUGACCGCCAUCCCAGCUGGGCAGACUGUGGUCACCAUGGCGACCGCCACCGUCACCGCCAACAACGGGCAGACGGUCACUAUACCGGUGCAGGGUAUAGCCAAUGAGAGCGGAGGGAUCACCUUCAUCCCGGUGCAGGUGAGCGUCACCGGGCAGGGCGGCGCCACGCUGCAGCCGCUUUCAGCACAGACGCUGACCGGCACGCUCACCGUCCAAUCAGCUCUCACCAAACCUGCAGCCACCACGCCGACCAGCAGCCCGCUGAGGAAAGGCUCGCUGUCGCUCUUUUUCAGGAAGGUGUACCACCUGGCCAGCGUGCGUCUCAGAGACCUCUGUGCCAAACUAGACAUCUCUUCAGAGCUGAGGAGGAAAAUCUGGACGUGUUUCGAAUAUUCUCUGGUUCACUGCACUGAGCUGAUGAGGGACCGGCAUCUCGACCAGCUGCUCAUGUGUGCUGUCUACGUCAUGGCCAGGGUGACCAAAGAAGACAAAUCGUUCCAGAACAUCAUGAAGUGUUACCGGACUCAGCCUCAGGCCAGCAGCAAUGUGUACAGGAGUGUGUUGAUCUCAGGAAGGAGAAAAAGUCACUCAGACACCAACGAGACAAACAAACACAGCUCACCUGCCGACAGCAGCCAGGAUCCAGCAGGUGGAGACAUCAGUCCUGUGUGUAUUCGCUCCAGCAGCACCAUGCCCACCCCCCAGCCUGGCAGCGCCCCCUCCACCCCCACCAACACCUCAAACAAAACCCUCACUGUGGGGGACAGGGAGGAGGAGCGAGGAGACCUGAUCCACUUCUACAACAACAUUUACAUCAAACAGAUGAGGAACUUUGCUCUGAAAUAUUCUGUGAGCUCGCCGUCAGCGGGGGUGGAGACCCCCCCUCUGUGUCCGUACCCCUCCAUGAGGACCGGAUCCCCUCGUCGGAUGCUUCUGUCCAGCAAACACUCCAUCUACAUCUCACCUCACAAGACAGGCUCCGCCCCCUCGCUACAGACCCCUCAAGACAAGAUCUACUACUACAUCUGCAGCAGCCCCCCCAACCGUCUGCAGGAGAUCAACAGUAUGAUUCGGACUGGAGAGACUCCGACCAGGAAGCGCAGCCUCCCUCUGGAGGAGGAGACGUCCCCGAAGAGAGUCUGUCCAGACAACCACUCAGCUCUGCUGCGCCGCCUGCAGGACGUCGCCAACGACCGCAGCUCCUCACACUGAGGCCACACACACACACACACACACACACACACGUUAGCUAGCUAGCUAGUUAGUUUUUAACUCCUCAUUCCAUCCGUCUGUUCUCGAUACCAGAAUGUAUUUUCAGUUACUGAAGUGAAGGUGUGAUGAAGUUUUAUUAGUCAUGAUCUCGUUUAUAUGAUACUAACUUUAAUUUCCCUUUAAGACAUAUUUUAUCCAUCAUGAACGUUUGUUUCUAAUCAUUAGAUCAUUAUUAAUCUUUAAAUGUGAUUUUAUCGUCACAUCAGCACAAACUGUGGUCUUAAUCAAAUUCUUUGUGUUCUUCUUCCUGUUAUCAUUUUUUAAACUCCUCCUCUUCUGCCUCUCUAUUUUAACUCCCCCACUUCCUGAUAUAAUGUAUUUUAAACUCCAUAUUACUCCUCCUUUUUUUCCUGUUAUUAUCUUCUAUUUUAAUCCGACCGUCACCUUCGCUGCCCUGUCGUGAUGAAAAGUGUGUAAAUAUUUGUAAAAAAAAAAAGAAAGAAAGAAAGUAAAAGCUAUUUUAUGGAGGUGAUGUAAGUUAAGUGCCUUUAUUUUUUACUGUUUGUUUGUUUACAUCCAAUAAACUUUACCUUUAUUAGAUUUUCUUGAUCAAAAAAAAAAAUCUAAUAUGAUGGAUUAAAAUGUUUAAAGUGACUCAGUUGAUCCUGUGUUUUUGUUUUUAUGACUCUAUGCAUUCAUUCAGACCAAAAAUAUAUAAAAAACAACAUAAACAUGGUUCACAAUCCAGUUCCAUAUGGAAUACAUUAAACAUAUUCUAUAAAACAUGGGAGCAUUUUGAAUAAAUAAUAGCUAAAAUCUUCACAUCCUAAAAUAUUAACCCUCUGAACCCCACCUACCACCAAAGUAUGUUUUUGUUUAAUUGCCAAAAUAACACAAGAAACUGCUCUGGAAGGUUGGAGAUCUCCUAACAUCACGUUUGGUCAUUUUC